Messenger RNA from Sitodiplosis mosellana (orange wheat blossom midge), 4072 nucleotides. RefSeq lists its product as uncharacterized. The coding region runs from base 610 to 3549 and encodes 979 amino acids. The record is from RefSeq and is a predicted model, not a curated record. Gene Ontology annotation, cellular component: apical cortex. Gene Ontology annotation, biological process: apical protein localization; establishment of mitotic spindle orientation; asymmetric cell division. The transcript has 3 exons. Lineage: Eukaryota; Metazoa; Arthropoda; Insecta; Diptera; Cecidomyiidae. Gene Ontology annotation, molecular function: cytoskeletal adaptor activity.
GUUCUGUUUGCAGCAUUCAAAACAAACGCAUUGUGUCGUUUUUAGUCGGGCAAUAACACGCGACCAGCUCAGACGUACGGAGUAUAUCGUGUUUUUUCUUCAAUAGCACCAAAAAAUGCUUCGCUCUUAUCGCUCGAGUAACUAAUCGACGACGACGACGACGACAGUGACGACUAUGAAAUCAUCUUCAUUUUUUUUAAAAACUGAAAUAGAUUCAAAGUGAGCUAAUUAUUUCGAAACUGUGUGAAAUAUUUUUCAAGCUCUUUUGUGAGCAAAUUUGUGUGUAUAAUUUAAAAAAAAUAAUUUGCUCAAAUUGAUGUUGUGUUUCGAGCGGAAAAUUUAUUAUUUCAAUUUUGGUGUUAAUAAAAUUAUGGGAUAGCGUGUUAGCAAACCACAAGUGACCUUUUCAAAGAGUUUUCUUACGAAAUAUAACGCCGAGAUUUAAGAAGCAUACGGGAAUAGAACUAGUUUUAUUCGCCAGACCAGACUAACGAUCUUGAUCGUAAAAUAGACGAGAAGCGAGGAAGCAAGCCGUCGAAACACGGGGGCAUAGACAUCAUAAUCCAAGACUUAAUUUGAACAGAACAAGAUAAAAAAAACAACAACACAAUGACGAAUUUCCAGAGAUCGUACAGCCGUGUUUGGUGGGCAAAUGACAACAACAACGACGACGGUGGCGGCGGUAGUCAAGUAUCUGAGUCACCGUUGCCCCAUGAAAUUUACUAUUACGGGCCACAAUCAUUGGGCAAAUUGGGUAAUAUAGCCGAAGAGGCAUCGUAUCGAGUAUCGCAAAUACGACGAAGUGUCAGAAGCCAUGACUCCGGAUUCAAUGAUAGCGAUCAUUCACCGAAUUCAACGAGUAGCUCUAGUCAAAUAUCGGCACACAAUCACGAUUUGGAUAAUAAUGAUGAGAACCAAAAUUAUUUAUCGCCAAAGCCACAUAAUGUUAGUGGGUCAUUGGAUCGAUCACCAUCAAUAGCUAAUGAAACGGUAAAAACACCGCCAACCGUGAUCCGAAGAAAGAUUAGUUCGAUGUUCACGCCCACAGCUCGUCGGAUUUCAUUCAGUGCACCAAGUACACCGGAUGCUAUUGAACCACCUAGAUUGAACAGUUCAUUUCGUUCACUUGAUUCGUUUUCGACGAAGAAAAGCAAAGAACGAAAUGGUAAAAAUGAGCAAUUAAACAGCAGUUUAACUACGAGUUUGAAUGAUAGCCGAGCUAAAAACUGCAGUCUACGACGGGGUAAAACUAUUUCACCGAGCAACAAUUCAAGCUACAGACGCCGUGCCAAUCGUCGUCGUCUGUUGGACUGUGUUUCACAAGUGUCUGGUUCGACCAGCGAUGUAUAUACGCUCGCUUCAGACUCAUUGAACGAAAAGGAAAUCAAAGAACAACCGGAAGAAUAUCAUCAUUAUGAAACAGUGAGCGAAGUAAAGAACACAUCACGUGCCAAUAUCGAAACAGAAAUAGAAAGUACAGAACGAACAGAAAAUACGACAGCCGAGUAUAAUAACGAAACGGUGACAUUUGGAAGUGGCGAUGAAACUGUAACACCGAAAAAAGACAACGAUGAAAUGGUUCAAGUUCAACGGGAGAAACUUCCGUUGCCAACCUAUGAUGAGCUUUAUCCGCCAAAUGGAUGCUCGACACCCAUGUUGAAACCGAAGAUAAAAAAUGUAUCACAUGUUGCCGAUCACACACAAUCGUCCAUCAUUGCCAUAAAUGGAGCUAGUCAAUACGAGCAACGGGAACAAGUGCAACACAAUGAUCGCCGUGAUUUUUACAACGACGAUUCGGAUUUCAAUUUAUCACUAGCGCCUAACAUGAAUUGGGAAAGUUGUACGUACAUUGAAUACACAAAUCCAGCGCUGAACGGGCACGCGUGUUCCGUACAAUUUUGGCUUGAUGAAACACGUACGAUGUACUAUCAUGAAAUCAUGUCAACAUUGCAAACAAAAUCCAUUUUAUAUGAAGCUGCACGAUCAUUAAAGUUAAAUCCACCGAUUGCUGCCAAGUUGAUUCAUCAAAUCCAGCUGAAAGGCAUUGCCAUUGAAACGAAAUUCGAUGAAAUCGACCGAAUAUUCGAAUCGCAUGCAAAAUUGGUGAAACGCUUACAGCGACAUUCGUUGAUUUCCUCAAAUGGUAUCGAUGAAAGCAUUGAAAUUGCCGAUAAUGAAUUCAAGGAGAAAAUUUCCGUGAUGAUGAAAUCGUUGACGGAAAAUGUUUGCCAUUUUAUGUCGCGUUUGAAUUCGAAAAUUAUUUUCCAAAAUGUCGAUUGGUGCACGAAUGGUGAGAAUGGCAAAGACCUAAGACAUUUCGAACGAAAUGUGAAGACAGUCAUUGAUUUGUGUCAAGAUUUGCGUGUGGCGUGCGAAACAAAAAUCGAUGAUAUUGAAACAAAUGUUCUACUUAAGGACUUUUAUACGCUGAAACAAAGCGUUUUGAAAGCGAUUCGCAAGGUAUUCCGCCGUUUGAUGAAUAUAAUUGUGUGUCGUGUGGAAGAGAAUCCGAAUGAAAUGCUGUUACGGGCAAAUAUCAAUGUGAUUGCAACAUUGCCAACGGAGAGUGUUUACAAUUCAAGCGAACGCUUUUCAUCACUCAACGAUGCAUUCAUUACGAGUGGCGUGCUGCGAGUGUUGCUUAUGAUUUGCUUGGAUGCUGACAAAAUAUCGAUACGAGCGAUGGCACUGCGUGCACUCACCACAAUUUGUUCAUCGGCCGAAAUGAUACGCCAGUUUAUCGAAAUUGGUGGUCUUGAUGUCGUCACCGACAUUCUUACCGAUUACAAGCGAAACGAUGCAAAAUAUGAGCCCGAAUUACGUGAAGCUGUUUCUGUACUCACCCAAGUUACCGCACCAUGGAUUCAGGGUGACAGUGGCAAUAUUGACGAUCUGCUCAAAUUAUCUAUUGAUAAUUUAGUGACACGAUUGACUCAAAUUAUCGAAUCCACUGAUUGCCUGCAAACGCUCAUGCUUGCCGCCGCCUGUCUUAACAAUCUGUCACGUAAAUCUUCGCUCGCAUUUUAUUCACUCAUGGAUAAUCGAAGCGUUCAUCAAUUGAUUCAUGCGUGUGAUGGAUACCAGCAACGUAUCGACUUUGGCAGCUCAGCUAUUUUCCUCUAUGAGCAAAUCACUAGCAUGUUGUUCAACAUGGCGGGAAAUAAAAAAUGCCAUCAACAUCUUGCGCACAAGGAAAUCAUUUACUUUGUAUCGUUUGUAUUCCAAACGCAAUUUCACAUGAAAUAUGUGAGCGCUGCGGAAAAGACGGCGCUUCGGAAAACGAUUAAAAAUAUCUUGCAUAUUUUUGCUCGUCUCAUACACCACUCGGCUGUUGGCCAGGAGAUACUCGAACAAAAUGCCAUACCAAUCUUUUCGCGCGUUGAACAACACAUUCGAAUCGAUGAUGUAUAUGCCAAAGACUUGCAGUACAUCAAUAAGAAGCUAAACAAAUCGCUCGAUACAUCGGAUCCACAAAUUUCAAGCAAGACACAACAUCGGCUCAGCGUAUGCAAUAUGACUGGCUCAUCAUUGCUGGAAAGUUAUGUUUGAGCAAUGAAAGGAACAUAGGGAAAAAUGUUAUUAAAUUGAAAUGAUAGAGAAACGUGCACGCAAUGGAGACGACAAGACGAGAAAAGCCGAAGGAAAUCGUUUAUUAUCAUUAAUUUUGCCGUUGAAAAAUGCCCGUAUAUUUAAAACGAAAAACGAAUAUUAGUUAAGAAACAACAAAUAUGCCACACUAUCUAAACUACUUACGACAAUACAGUUACUGUAUGCGAUCGAUUUUUAUUGAUAGAAGAAUAUCAUUUGAACAAUGAAAAGAGAAAUCAUUCGUUGUGUGUUGAAAUACAAAUUGAAACUGUGCCAUUAAAAAACGAACACAUACACUUAAAUGUUAUUCUUUUGUUCCAUUUGAUAUCGUAUAUAUAUAUAUUUUAAUCAGGAAAUGCCGUCAUUUAAUUAGCUUCUACUGGUUCUUUCAGUUUGGAUGAAUAUAAGUUUUGUAAAUAGAUGCGAGAAGUAUAUUUAAAGAUACAAAGAAAUAUAGAAUUAAAAAAAAAUUGCCUAAAGAAAA